Molecule: messenger RNA, 4111 nt
Organism: Tachysurus vachellii
Lineage: Eukaryota; Metazoa; Chordata; Actinopteri; Siluriformes; Bagridae
Gene: fgf4
Product: fibroblast growth factor 4
Exons: 3
Coding region: 376-933 (185 amino acids)
Biological process (GO): fibroblast growth factor receptor signaling pathway; positive regulation of gene expression; positive regulation of protein phosphorylation
Cellular component (GO): cytoplasm
Molecular function (GO): growth factor activity; fibroblast growth factor receptor binding
Source: RefSeq, a predicted model, not a curated record
GGUUCAUGUCUCCCCUGUGAUGCGGCGCUUGACGCGUGAUGUAAUUUCUCUGUACGCAUAAAUAUAGUCGUUGGGGCUAAAAAAGCACGGCAUGGCCGAGUUUUGUCUCUGAGCGGUGGUAAAGUCACUCAGGACCUGCACGCUUGGACUCCAGUGUGAUUUUAGGGCACUUGCGGUAUCACAUCGAGCGCGACUUCAUGUCGCUCAACAGCUCGAGCCGCGGCUUCGCCUGUGAGUAAGCGCUUUUGCUCUGUGGAAUCUUUAUUUGGGGGGCGGCGAGGGGGGACCGUGAACACAAAAAUAGACAAAGAGCUUAUUUUUAGCGUAUUUGAACUGCUACAGACAGUGACGCGUGCCUCCGUGUUGGUCAGGAGGAUGAGUGUUCAUUCGGCCCUUUUACCGUUAUUGGUGUUGGGACUUGUGGCGAGCUCGGUGCGUUGCGCUCCCCUGCCCGUGGAGCGACGCUGGGAGACUCUUUACUCGCGCUCUUUGGCCCGGAUUCCCGGGGAGAAGCGAGAAGUUAACAGGGACAGUGAAUAUCUCACGGGCAUUAAGAGACUGCGGCGCCUCUACUGCAACGUGGGCAUUGGAUUUCAUCUCCAAGUAUUACCCGAUGGUAGGAUUACUGGGGUGCACAACGAAAACCGUUACAGUCUUCUUGAGAUAUCUCCGGUCGAGCGCGGAGUCGUGACACUGUACGGCGUCCGGAGCGAGCUAUUCGUGGCCAUGAACAGCAAGGGGAAGCUCUACGGAUCUGCGCAGUACACCGACGAGUGCAAAUUUAGAGAGACGCUCCUGGCAAACAACUACAACGCGUACGAGUCUAUGGCAUACCCGGGCAUGUACAUCGGACUGAGCAGAACAGGCAAAACAAAAAAAGGAAACCGAGUGUCAACAGCAAUGACGGUGACACAUUUCUUGCCGAGAAUCUAAACGAACACGGGAAAAAAGCACAACACAUGCAGCCAAUGCGGGGGGAAGCCCGUAUGAUGCACUUUCUACAAAUAUUACACACGAGGUCAAGUGUAUCGCAUUAUUACUAUCAUCAUCAUCAUCAUCAUCAUCAUCAUCAUCAUCAUAUAUAUUAGCCUAUUUAUAAUCGUUCGUUUUAUAUUUCUUUUUAAACAGCCUCUUUCUAUGGGUGGAAAAACACUUAAUUUAUUUGUUUAUUUAUCCUUUCUGCUGCUAUUAAGUGUUUAAUAACUGAAAUUCCUACAAUUAACUACAAUAUGGAUUUUUUGCACUGUUUUUUUUUUGUCAGUUUGUUUAUCUCUUUUUAAAACUUUUAAGGAGAUGAGUGGUGGAUGUUUUGUUCCUCAAAACAAAUGCUUAAAUUUGCCACCAUGCCACACCUGCGCAUGCGUGAAAAUUGACGCACUCAAGCUACUAUUUUGACCUACAGUUUAGUAUGCGUUUUGGGCAUAGCCUCAUGGUGAAGUGCAUGGCCUGUCGAAAAUGAGAAGAGUUACAAUUUAUGACCACGGAGGAAGUCGUCAGUAUGACUUAUUUUUAAAAUUACAAUUGGCUAUGAAUUGUGAUGUUGCGGCUAGGUGUAGUCUUAUUAAUGAUUUUUUCAGUGAAGACUUGGGGAGAUGCAAAGACAAAGCAAAUCAUUGUGGUGAAACCUUACAGCAGCCACUGUUUCAGAAAUAAAUGUACCAAACUAUACUUAUCCUUGUCGCAUUUGUACCUUUAGUAUGUAUCUUUUACCUGGGAAGGUGCACAAGGUUUACCUUUAAUUAUUCUUCAAAGGAAAGAUACAUCACUCCGUAAAGUCCAAGUAUGUACCUUAAAACAUGCUUAAAGGCAUAGCAAUACAUAUUGGUACCACUCCAGUGACAAGCAAAAGAUCAGUUUGGUCUCAUUGUUUCUGAGAUUAUAUUUUAUAUUUCGGUCAGCUCGUAGAUAAUUUCAUAUAAGUUACUUGAACAUGCUCCAAGUCAUAUUCCUGACUUCCAAAGUGGCAUAUGUGAAUUGCAGGAUUAGCAUGAACACAGGAUUAGUUCAAGUUUCUUGACUUGUGAUAUUGUACCAACCCCAGUGGUAUUACGCACUGAAGCCAUUGUCCAAUGUCCGGGCUUUGGGGGUCUAACUGAAACAGUAUCAGCUUACUCUCGGCCACUGAAAGUGGGCUGUUGAAGUCCUACACCCCUCAAAUCUGUUUUUAGCUCUGCUCCAGUGGGGUGGGGUGUAGGCGUCUUGUAGGAUGGGGGUUAUCUGAACUCUGAACUUAUCUGCUGUCAAUCUUUGUCAGAUCUAUAGAGGAAGAUAUCUUCAAGUAAAAUCCAGACCACUUCAUUCAAAUGAAAUUUACUUCAGUUUUCCCUGUGGUACAAAUGGGCCAUGGUGGUGUUCAGGGAUGCAUUAUAAAUGAAAAAAACUGCAACUCAGUGUUCAUAUAUACUGAUAAAAGAACAUGAAAUGCAUAGAAAAUUGGCCAUUGAUUUGAACACUUAAUCUUUAAAACGCAAUCUUCAUAGACCCCUAGACAGACAGGUUGCUUGGUCCGACCACUCAGCUCACUUGUACCACUUAUUCAGAGUUCUUGAUUUCUUGGUAGAGGUGUGUUCAGGUCUGGGAUAAAGCACAAAUACAGGAAUAGUCAGGUUGAGAAACACUAUUCAUAUUCAUCUUUUUUCAUUUGUUUGUUUUUGUGGUUUAUUGAUUUAUUUAUUAUUUUAUAUGUUUAAAGGAGACAUAUGUCCCUUUCAGUCAUCCUCUACCUCAUAACGUUGUUGACUGACAGACUCCUCUUCCCAGUUUUGCUGACAGCAAAUGUUCUUCCUGUUGCUGCAUCUCCCCUCGGCUGAAGUCCUGGAAGGCCACUAGCUGCGCCUUGUCACGUUUGAGCUAUCUUUAACCUGUGAUUUACUUUUAGAAAUGAUAAUCAUGGUGGAAAUAUCUGAAGACAGCUGUGAGACUGCACUAUAUGCUUGACCGGUAACCCUAUAUUUUACUGUAUAUACAUUUUUUGUUAAAUAGAAAAUUGCUUAAUUGGUGAAAUGCCGAGUGGCUGCUUUUUAAGUUGGGUGUUUCAGGAGAAGUACGCUUACUGCUAUAAACAGAAAAAGGGUUAAUCAAAUCCAUUUAGGACUGACAGAAAUGAUCUCAAGUGAAGCAUUCCUUUUUAAUAUUUUUGUUUGUUAUAGGUACAAAAUUAAAUUAGCAUGAAAAUGAUUUGAGAUUGUUCUUUAAUUAAUCAAAGUCACAUGUUUUGUGUUAUAUAGUGAAUAUGGAUAGGGAUAUGUAGAUGAGUGGAUUGAUAGGGGUGGAUGUGAUUGAUAAAUAGGUUCAAAUGUCAGUGAAAAUCUCUUGCUAGACUGCCUCAAGAACAAAAGUCUGUAUCAGAUAUCACAGCCAUAUUGAGAAAUCUUGAUGAAGAAGCAGCGAAAUCUGUAUUACAGUAUUUGUUAAAAUCCACUGCAUUGUAUAAUUAAUUCCUCUGCAUUACUAAUGGUCAUGUUUAUAUUCUUCCUAACUCUGUAGAAUUAUUCAUUUUAUAUGAUUUACCUGACAUGUUGCGUCAGAGGAGCCAUUUCCCUCUCCUUACUUCUUCUUUCCUAGAGCCGUGUCAAACCUCUUUCCAAAUGGAGCUGUUUUGCAUCAUUGUGGAUAUUGUUUACAAUUGGCUGGAUGCUCAGUGAAGGCAAAUAGCUUCUCUGACCCUCAUCAUGAUCUGGAACAGAUACAAAUCAACCGGACUAAAUUUGCUUAACCAAAAGCGUGCAGUAUCAACAAGCACAGUCGUGAACUCCGACAAUGCAUGAACAGAAAUGCAUCAUUGCCUAAUUUAAUCAGCCACUCCACAACCACCUCUAGUAGCCUAAUGUCCAUUUUUAUGAUUUGUACUAAAAAAAAAUAUGAACAGUACAAACAUAAACUAUUCAUUUAUUUUUGACAAUUCCUUUAUGGCCAUUUCUCCGCAUCUCUGGUGAAGCUGUUAGACAGUCUGUCUGAGUCCCGUGGUGGUGUGCUCUGAACUCUGUUGUAACAUUUACCAAAUAUUGUCUGUAGUUUUAUACAGUUCCUGUUCAACAUUGUGAUGUAUGUGCUGUGCACAUGACAAUACCCUAACUUAAGUGGAAGUUAAUAAAGCUCAAAACAAAAAAGA